AGAAAGGUGAGUCAGAAAUUUACACAUUAUCCCUACUCCAUACACAUAUGCCUUAUUGUUCUACUCUAUUCUCUUUCAUCCCUCUCUUCUUUUUUAUUUUUUACUUUUUUCUAUCCUCUUCUCGUUUUCCUUGUGCAAAUGGCCGCUGCCCUUUCCUCAAAUCCACCUACAUUGUAGACUUACUAUAUAGUGGUCGUCUGGCCGCUGGCCGUGUAUUCAAACAUUCCUAUGACUAUGAGAGCCAAUGAGUCUU
Aspergillus pseudotamarii is the source of this 253-nucleotide messenger RNA. RefSeq lists its product as uncharacterized. The transcript has 2 exons. Bases 48 to 248 code for a protein of 66 amino acids. NCBI's taxonomy places the organism in Eukaryota, Fungi, Ascomycota, Eurotiomycetes, Eurotiales, Aspergillaceae. The record is from RefSeq and is a predicted model, not a curated record.